UGCACUCCCCGGACACUGUUAGAUGCUGUACCGGGGAGUGGUUACCAUGGUAACGGGAGUCACGGUUUGUCUCCACGCUGAGUGAAGAGGUUCUGGAGGUCUAUCUCCUCACCAAUCAUGAAGGCAUCCUCAAAGGGUCUUCUCACCCAGAUUUCUCAGUUCUGGAAUAUGCUGGAUGACUUGGCUGAAAACGAUCCUGAGCGGUACAAGAACUUCAUUGAGCAGGAGCUGAAAGAUGGAAAACAGCUCUAUGUGGACCCAGAACCACAGCUCUGCCUGCAGACCAAGAUCCUAAAACCAAAAGAAAAAAUACUUUUUAUCAACCUAUGUCAAUGGAAAAGGAUCGCAGCUCCUCAGUCAGCCACUCAUCCUGUACCUGUAAGUGUUGGCAGACCAGAGGAUUUCUCUGAGGCAUCAGGUUCAUAUACAGUCAUUGAUGUUGCCUACAAUCCUUGUGUUCUGCAAGCAACAGAAAAAGACCAAAGGAUCAAAGAUCAGUUAAUAAAAAUGGCCAUGCAUUGCAUUGAGGAGCGAUUCCAGUUCACACUGGCACAUUCAUACCAUGUUACUAGUUUUAAAAUAAAAGGAAGCAUUCAGAGAAUGAAAGAAAAUCUGAUGGGCAUUAAAACUGGCUUCACAGGCUUCAAAGAGAUAAUGAGAACAGAAGACACUCUUGACAACAUCAGAAGCCAUACUGAGAGUGAGUCAGAUCACCUUCCUCACAUGCUGCUGACAAAAGUGCAUGAGUCGUCGGGCAAAGGACGACGUCUCAUAGAGGAGGUUUCUAGUUCAGACAUCCGGGCGGAGGUUAAGGAACCAGCUUAUGAAUUAAAGGUUGUAAAGGAUCAGAAUGAGAAACCUCUGAGAGUUGAAGUGAAAAUCGAAUUACCCGGAAUUAACUCAGCAUCUCUCUGUGAGCUUAGUGUUUCAGAGGUUGAUUUAUUGAUUGAGGUCUCUGAAAAGUACCGAUUAUACCUAAAGCUUCCAGAAUCAGUUAAUACGGAAAUAACUACAGCAAAAUUUGUCAAAAAUAAAUCUGUAUUAUUCAUUACAAUGCCGCUGGCAUAA
Messenger RNA from Phodopus roborovskii (desert hamster), 1068 nucleotides. RefSeq names its product PIH1 domain containing 2 (gene Pih1d2). The transcript has 6 exons. Gene Ontology annotation, biological process: box C/D snoRNP assembly; rRNA processing. The coding region runs from base 118 to 1068 and encodes 316 amino acids. Gene Ontology annotation, cellular component: ribonucleoprotein complex; cytoplasm; R2TP complex. NCBI's taxonomy places the organism in Eukaryota, Metazoa, Chordata, Mammalia, Rodentia, Cricetidae. The record is from RefSeq and is a predicted model, not a curated record.